GAGUCCUUCGUCCCGCAUCAAUGCAAUGACGAACAAAGGCAGCGGAAAUGCAGCGACAGGAGCAUCAUCAGCUCAAGAUGCGCUGAGCCUGCACGACCUUGACCAGCAAAAGCCGCCCCUACUGCGCUUACCACGCGAGCUUCGCGACCAGAUCCUCGGAUACCUCUUCGCCCACUCGCCACCAAGACCUAUCCUCGGCUGCAGGCUACCCGUCACGAUGCAUACGUGCCAGCAAUUGCGCGAGGAAACAGCACAGCUCUACUACCCCAAAAAGACGUGGAUCUGCUUGUCACACGACCUGGAUCGUCUCGCUACUGCGUUCGACCCUCAGCACAAGCAGUAUCUUUACGCUGUCAGCUACGCUUUCUACAUGUUCAAAGUCGCCACGCCGCAGGACGCAAUACUGCAAGCCGAUCACCUGGACAAGCGACAUGGACUGGAAAAGGGUACCAUUUGGGUCCGUUGCUUGAAGCAGAAUGGGGGCAUGCGCUCAUACAACGCGCUUGGAACUGCAGUCGACUAG
This is a messenger RNA of Cercospora beticola, 523 nucleotides long. RefSeq lists its product as uncharacterized. The record is from RefSeq and is a predicted model, not a curated record. NCBI's taxonomy places the organism in Eukaryota, Fungi, Ascomycota, Dothideomycetes, Mycosphaerellales, Mycosphaerellaceae.